Mercurialis annua (annual mercury) is the source of this 2214-nucleotide messenger RNA. Its product is annotated as heterogeneous nuclear ribonucleoprotein 1-like. Bases 443 to 1882 code for a protein of 479 amino acids. The record is from RefSeq and is a predicted model, not a curated record. Gene Ontology annotation, molecular function: RNA binding. Lineage: Eukaryota; Viridiplantae; Streptophyta; Magnoliopsida; Malpighiales; Euphorbiaceae. The transcript is spliced from 4 exons.
UAUAUAUAUAUAAAUACAAAACAAGAGUCUAGAGAGAAACAAUCUAGUUCACCAUUUUAAUCUUUGUUAUCUUCCAUUGUUUCUGUGAUGUAUAAAAUCUGGAACUAAUAUUCAUUUUUGUCUGUCUUAUAAAUAUAUAAUCAACCAUAGGAAUUACUACAAUUUAGAAGAAUAUAUUAGAUAGGUAGAGAAAAAGAGAGGGAGAGAGCAAAAAAAGAGGGUCUCUCUCACCCUCUCUUAUGCCUCCUUUCAUCAGAUCUUUCUAUAUUUCUUUUGGUCUGUAAAUACUUUUUUCUUUCUGGGUUUUCGAUCUUCUUACUCAUUCAUUCAUCAAAUUUGAUCUUCCAGAGGUUACAUGUUUGCUUUUUGAUUCAAUCCAAGACUGCCCAUUUACUCUCUGUUUCUAAAUAUCCAAGCUUUGUUUUGUUUCUUUUGCCAAGAAAUGGAAAUGGAGCUUGGAAAAUUGUUUAUUGGUGGGCUUUCUUGGGAUACGAAUGAGGAGCGUUUGAGGGAGUAUUUUCAAUCGUUUGGCGAAGUUAUGGAAGCUGUCAUAAUGAAAGAUCGCGCUACAGGGCGUGCCCGUGGCUUUGGUUUUGUUGUUUUUGCUGACCCUGCUGUAGCUGAGAGGGUUUUGAUGGAAAAACACCUUAUAGAUGGUAGACAUGUAGAGGCGAAGAAGGCAGUUCCUAGGGAGGAUCAGAACAUUAUGAACAGAAACAGUAGCAGCAGCUGCUUACAUGGAUCACCUGGUCCAGCUCGUACUAAGAAGAUAUUUGUAGGAGGUUUAGCAUCUACAGUCACAGAGAGUGACUUUAAGAAAUACUUCAGUCAGUUUGGGAUAAUUACUGAUGUUGUGGUUAUGUAUGACCACAACACUCAAAGGCCAAGAGGGUUUGGAUUUAUCACUUAUGAUUCGGAGGAAGCAGUGGAUAAAGUGCUCCGCAAAGUCUUUCAUGAACUCAAUGGUAAAAUGGUUGAGGUGAAGCGGGCUGUCCCCAAAGAACUGUCUCCUGGGCCAACUCGGAGCCAGUUAAGUGGGUAUAAUAACUACAGUCCAGGUAGAGUAGGCAGCAUCAUGAGUAGUUACACUCAGGGAUAUAAUCCGAAUGCAGCUGGAGGACUUGGUGUUAGAUUGGAUGGUAGGUUUAGUCCUGUUACUGUUGGCCGUAGUAACUUUUCUCCAUUAGGUCAUGGAUUUGGGAUGGGGGUAAAUUUUGAGCAAGGGCUGAGUUCUAGUUAUGGAGGAAAUCCAAACAUUAGUUCUAACCUGGUCUACGGGCGACUGAGUCCUUCAUAUAGUGGAAACUCAAACAAGUAUGAUAACCAUAUUGGGUAUAAUGGAAGCAAUGGUGGAAAUAGUUCCGUCUUGAAUCCAACAGCUCGAGCUUUGUGGGGUAAUGAAAGCAUUAUAAAUGCUUCAAGCUCCACAAACUCUAGCUUUAUGGUCUCUGGAACUGGGAACUCAGGAAUGAGUUCGUUUGGCAGUUUUGGAGGACUCUGGGGUUCCUCAUCUAGUUCCGGACAAAGUGGAGGUGCUGGCUCUGCUUUUAAUAAUGGCAGUCUUGGCUACAAUAGUGGUGAUAUCAGUGUUGGUCUUGGAGGGAUAGGGUAUGGAAGGAGCAGAGGGACAAGUGCUGCACCAUUUUCAUCUUAUACUGUAUCAGAUGACGCCUACGACAGACCUUAUUCAGACAUUUAUGAAAAUGCCUCAAUGUAUGGGGGAUCUGCUUGGCAAUCUUCACCUUUAGAGCUAGAAGGGUCUGCAUCUUUUGGCUUUGGGCUUGGAAGUGCAGCUUCAGAUGUUGUGACUAAAAAUUCUGCUGGUUAUGUUGGUGGUUAUAGUGUUUCAAAUAGACAAGCAAAUAGAGGAAUUGCAGCUUAGGAUGAUUGUGAUGUGAAUGUCAGGAGGAUAUAUUGUAGGUCUGAUGAAGCGGAUUUCGUACAUUUUCUUUGUCAAGAAUUCGAAGUUUAUAUGAGAAGUUGAUUAGAGCUAAUCGGUUCGCCUGUUUUGAUGAAUUUAUCACAGAAUGCACGAGGAAUUCCCUGUAAGGUUUGAGCGUUGAGUUUUUUUUCUUUCUGUUAUGAUAUAGGUUUUUUCGUUCUUGAAAUUCGAUUAUGAUGUAAAAUUGAUUUGCGGGGUAUACGCAGAAUUACUGUAUCAUUCAUCUUUGAUGACAGUGAUACAGCAAAGAAUUAACAUUUUCUUUUCUUUUA